CUAAUUCAUAUGACAAUGGAAAGUAGUUUGUCUUGUUGUACCGGGUAACGUAACCUCAAACAUUAGCAAUUUUGGAUAUUAAAAACUUUUUACGCCAGUUUCUGAGUUAAAAUCGACCCGGUUAGCGCUUGGCAACUUCCACUAAGGCGAGCAGUUCUAGUUUCCGGUCGGUUAACCCGUGACAAAGUCCCCGACAUGGCUGACGUGCCGUCUGCUGACAAUUCCUCAGAUCACAAUUUCGAAUACGCAAGUGAGUCUGAAUUGCUGGCCGAGUACAAUAAAUACAUGCGAGAUCCAAACAACGUGGAAGUGGCAGCCAACUAUCUCUUCCAGUCGCUUUUGGACGAAACAAUCUUGGGUGUGGUCUUCGAAGUGCAUCAGACCAUAAAGACUGGAAUGUCGGAGGCCGUGGAAGGUCAACCGGAAGACAGCAAGCCCUUCAAUAUCGUGGACGCAGCCCCGGAUUUCGAUGUUUUCGGUUCAAACACUGCCAAGAAGUCCGUCGAUUGUACAUGUCCGAAUUGCGACCGAUUGGUGUCCACAUCGCGAUUCGCUCCUCAUUUAGAAAAAUGCAUGGGAAUGGGAAGGAACUCGUCCCGGAUAGCGAGCCGGCGGAUUGCAAGUGCCAGGGAGGGAAACGGCAGUUAUUUCGGAUCGAAUCUCAGCGACGACGAGGACGAUGCUGACUGGUCGGGUGAGAAGCGGCGGAAGAAGAUCCCAGCCGUCAGGGCCAAUGGUAGUAAAAAGAACGGGAAGUCCUCCUGAAAGUAAGCCAAAAUCCGGAUAUUGCACGGAGCCAACUACUUUCUUGUAAACAUUCGGACUAAUGACGACACAUUGCAAUCCUAAAUGACUAAAGAGAACUGUUAGGGAAAAUUGAGGAAAGAAGGACGAAACGGAAUGAUUAAGUGAAACGAGUCAAAAACGUGAUAUUGGGACAGCUAAGGACGAAGCGUUUCUUAGAGCCAACUUGGGUGAUUAUUGUACAUAAAUAUAUAUUGAAACUAGUUGUUAGCCUUACACACUAUUUACUGGGCUUGAGCCGCAGCAAGUUAUCCUGAAAUGAUUUUUAUAUUCAUUAUGAAUUGGAACAGAUACACACUGAUAUCUUCACGAUUGCGUAAAAAGGACUGAUACAAAAUAGCUUAUAGAGUCUUACUCGAUAAUUGUAAAUUAUAAAUGAAUCAUGUAAACGAUAGAUUUCGAUAUUAAUAAAGCUAAUGCGAUAUUUAAUUCUUA
Molecule: messenger RNA, 1239 nt
Organism: Hermetia illucens (black soldier fly)
Lineage: Eukaryota; Metazoa; Arthropoda; Insecta; Diptera; Stratiomyidae
Product: SAGA-associated factor 11 homolog
Exons: 1
Coding region: 196-765 (189 amino acids)
Biological process (GO): regulation of transcription by RNA polymerase II; positive regulation of DNA-templated transcription
Cellular component (GO): DUBm complex; SAGA complex
Molecular function (GO): transcription coactivator activity
Source: RefSeq, a predicted model, not a curated record